Aspergillus alliaceus is the source of this 693-nucleotide messenger RNA. RefSeq lists its product as uncharacterized. The coding region runs from base 1 to 693 and encodes 230 amino acids. NCBI's taxonomy places the organism in Eukaryota, Fungi, Ascomycota, Eurotiomycetes, Eurotiales, Aspergillaceae. The record is from RefSeq and is a predicted model, not a curated record. The transcript is spliced from 2 exons. Gene Ontology annotation, cellular component: nucleus.
AUGCCAGGCAGACACCGCCCUGCCCUCAAGCCCACUGGUACUGAUGGUGUCAGUGGCGAACUGGAGCGCUGCAGGUUGGAUGCCUGUGGGGAAGAAGUUGACCCUACAUUUUCUUGUCCAGCUAUUACAAUGGAUAUGCAUACUUUUGCAGUGGGAUCUAAACAUUCUACAACUCCCGACCUUCUCGGUGAGGGCUGUACUAUUACCAAAAUGGCAAUGAGCUGGACCGAAGAGGAGAUUGCAGAGAGACGACGGAUCGUUCGAUUUCUUUCUCUUGAUCGCGGCAUAGAUCAUAUCCAUAUCUCCAUGUUACCUGUACCAGUGUAUCAGGAUAUGCCUGAAUCAGUGUACGUUAGUUGUAUAUUUUGGCCAGCCCUAGAUGAGUGUUUCAUCACCAGCGCAGAUAUCAUACAUCUCCUUCAAUUCUUGCUCCGGCGCAACAUUUCCCACCCAGAGUGGAGCCAAGCCCUUCGAAGUUUGGCUCGAUUCCGCCCGCAGUUAAUCACUAAAUCUCAAAGAAAGCUGCCAAUUUGCUCGAAUGGUUCGGGGCUUAAAGACCUAAGAGCUCUUGCAAUUCGCAAAGAUGCGAAAAUAUUCCGCUGGGGAGACCUGGAGCUUGUCAUUAUAACCAUCCUCAACAAAUAUGCCUUGUCAACCAGUGUUGUGGCUCUUGUAUCUGACCACGCGAGUUGA